GACUUUGACGACAUAUUGUGUUUUUGUACAUUUAGUGUGGUAAUAAGAAAAGUCUUAGAAAACCAAAAAGAUGAGCAACAGCAGCAGAAGAAGAAAUUUGCAAUAUUUUGUUCAUAUAAUUCUUGUUAUUCUUCGUUUUGUCGAUACAGGAUUAUGCAGUGAAGUGGAUAACAUUACCAGCAUUCAAUCUCUGAGAGAUCCUGGAAUUUUAUCGUCUCCAGGAGGCGUAUUCAAGUUAGGAUUUUUCAGUCCUCAAAACAGUAGUAAUAGGUAUGUUGGUAUUUGGUACAAUUUUUCUGUAACAACUGUCAUUUGGGUGGCUAAUCGGGACAAACCUUUAAGAGAUUCUUCUGGAGUUGUGAAGAUAUCUCGUGAUGGAAAUAUCGUUAUAACGAAUGGAGAGGAGGAGAUUCUUUGGUCAUCAAAUGUUUCAACUUCUCAGGUGAUCAUCCCAAUUGGACUUCUCCAAGAUUCUGGCAACUUUGUUCUCGUUGAUCAUCGGGACAUGAGCACAAUAUGGCAGAGUUUUGAACAUCCUUCUGAUUCGACUAUUCCUAGAAUGAGAAUAAGUGAAAACACAAGGACAGGGGAGAUGGUAGAAGCAACAUCUUGGAGAAGUCCUUCGGAUCCUAAUAUCGGGGACUUUUCUUUAAGAAUGAACUCUGGAGUCAUUCCUCAGGUGUAUAUAUGGAAAGGAAGGCGUCCCUAUUGGCGUACUGGUCAAUGGAAUGGACAGAUCUUUAUAGGAGUGCAGAAUAUGUAUUCUGUGGUGUCUGAUGGAUUUAAUGUAGUGGAUGAUCGCGAAGGUACUGUAUAUUUUACUGGACCUACUCGUGAUAAUUUUUUAAGGAUAUUAGUCUUGGAUUGGAGAGGGAACUUGGUUCAAUCAUAUUGGGAUGUGAAUGAGACAAAAUGGAAGAUAAUAUGGUCAGCUCCCAAUAACGAUUGUGAAGUUUAUGGAACGUGUGGUCCAUUUGGGAGCUGCAAUCAUUUGGAGUCACCGAUCUGUUCUUGUUUGAAAGGUUUUGAGCCAAAGCAUACGGAAGAAUGGGAAAAGGGGAAUUGGACUAGUGGUUGUGUUAGGAGGAGUGCUUUGCAAUGUGAAGUUAAGAAUAACACCAUGGAUUCAAGUAAAGAGGACGGAUUUCUAAAGAUGGAGUUAAUGAAAUUGCCUGAUUUUGCUGAAAGGUCAUCCACUACAGAAGACGUAUGUAGAAGUCGAUGCUUGGGGAAUUGUUCGUGCAUAGGGUAUGCAUUUGAUUCAAGUAUCGGCUGUAUGUCGUGGAGUAUAAUGAUUGACAUUCAGCAGUUCCAAAGCUCGGGGAAAGAUCUCUAUAUUCAUGUGGCACAUUCAGAGCUUGUGUUUUCUGCAGAUCAUCGUAAAGAGUACAUAAAGAAAAUCGUAAUUCCAGUAAUCGUUGGUUCUCUUACACUCUGUGUUUGUCUGUUCCUUUGCUAUACAAUGAUGGUCAGACGUAGAGGAGUGAAAAGAGAGGGUGUUUUACUUGGUAACAGAAGUCCAGUUAAUAUGGAAGAAUUACCAGUCUUCAGCCUCGAUACGCUUGUAAAUGCAACAUCCCAAUUCAAUGAGGAUAAUAAGCUUGGUCAGGGAGGUUUUGGUCCAGUUUACAAGGGAAAAUUGGAAGAUGGGAGAGAAAUAGCUGUCAAGAGGCUCUCAAAAGCCUCAAAACAGGGACUAGAGGAGUUCAUGAAUGAAGUGUUGGUGAUCUCGAAAGUCCAACAUAGAAACCUUGUAAGACUCUGUGGAUGUUGUGUCGAUGAAGAGGAGAAGAUGCUGAUUUACAAAUAUAUGCCAAAGAAAAGCUUAGAUGUGUUUCUCUUUGAUGAAGGACAUCGAGACAUAUUGGAUUGGACAAAACGUUCCAUUAUAAUCGAAGGAGUUGGUCGAGGACUCCUUUAUCUUCACAGAGAUUCAAGAUUGAAGAUAAUCCAUAGAGAUCUAAAGCCAAGUAACAUCUUGCUCGAUAAUAACUUCAAUCCAAAGAUUUCAGAUUUUGGCAUGGCUAGGAUUUUCGGAUCUGAUCAAGAUCAAGCAGACACAAUGAGAGUAGUUGGUACUUAUGGAUACAUGGCACCCGAAUAUGCAAUGGAAGGAAGAUUCUCAGAGAAAUCCGAUGUUUUCAGCUUUGGAGUUCUCGUCUUAGAGAUCAUAAGUGGUCGAAAAAGUACAAGUUCUUGGACUGAGACAUCCUCUUUGAGCCUUAUGGGAUAUGCAUGGAAGUUAUGGAAAGAACAAGAUUUAUCAACUUUCAUCGAUCCGUUUAUAUUGAACACGAGCUCGGAAAUGGAGAUCAGAAAAUGCAUACAGAUUGGUUUAUUGUGUGUUCAAGAAUUUGCUGAAGACAGGCCAAAUAUUUCAUCUGUUCUUGUUAUGCUUACUAGUGAAACAACAAGUCUUCCAGCACCAUCACAACCUGCUUUUACUGAAAGAAGACACUUCAGAAUGUGCAAUGAAAAUAGAGAAACUAAGUUUACUUUGAACAAAAUGAGUAUCACAAACCUUACUGGUAGAUAACAUGAGCAUAUGAGGUGUUCUUUUUGCACUUGUUUUCUGGGUAAAUUUUUAAUAGAUUAUUACAUGACUAUGUUAAUGUGACCUUCACAUACAUAUGUACUGACUGAUACUUCAACUACUGAUAUGGAUGGUUAUUGUUUGGUGCCUCUA
Molecule: messenger RNA, 2686 nt
Organism: Solanum pennellii
Lineage: Eukaryota; Viridiplantae; Streptophyta; Magnoliopsida; Solanales; Solanaceae
Product: G-type lectin S-receptor-like serine/threonine-protein kinase At1g11330
Exons: 7
Coding region: 71-2536 (821 amino acids)
Biological process (GO): recognition of pollen; protein phosphorylation
Molecular function (GO): protein serine/threonine kinase activity; ATP binding
Source: RefSeq, a predicted model, not a curated record